AUGUUGACCGCUAUCAUUCUAGGCGUCGCUGGUGUUCUCUCGGUUUAUGUUUUAUACUACCGCUUUUUCAGCCCUCUUGCUUCAAUUCCGGGACCCUGUGAGGCAGGCCUGUCCAGAAUAUGGCUGGUAAAGCACACAUGGAAGGGAGAUAUGCACCGCGAGAUGCUCAAACUGCAUGCUAAGCAUGGUAAACUGGUCCGUACUGGUCCCAACGAGGUCUCUGUCACGGACCUCGAUGCCAUCAAGAAAAUAUACGGUGCUGGAUCGAAAUUUCGAAAGAGUGGCUGGUAUGGCGUUUUCCAAGGCCAUCGCAAAUUUGAUCUAUUUGCCGAACAAGACGAAGCAAUUCAUAGCUUCCAAAGACGGCUUGUCAGCCGUAUAUAUGCGAUGGACUCGUUGAAGGAUCUUGAGCCUUAUGUGGAUGAUGCAGUGUCCCACUUCAUCGACAAGAUGGAGGAACUUCAGGGUGAGAGUAUUGAUUUGGGGGAGUGGUUGCAGCUGUUUGCGUUUGACGUCAUCGGUGAGGUGACCUUUUCGCGUCGGUUUGGCUUCAUGGACGCCCACCGAGAUGAUGGGAUACUUUCGCAGAUCAAAACUGUCCUAAAGUCUGGAGCAUGGAUUGGUCAGAUUCCAUGUGUAUACUGGAUCCACGACUUCAUGAUGCCUCUCAUUGGAAACCAUCUUGGCGUCAAUGCCCGACACGGAAGCAUAAGGGACUAUACUGUCAAUGAGGUUAGGAAGAGGAUCGACAGAGACAGUGACCACCCAGAUAUUCUUGGAAAGCUUGUGAAAGUCCAAGAGGAAAGACCAGCUCAGUUCUCUGUUGCAGACGUGACUUCGAUGGCCGCGAGUAACAUCAACGCAGGAAGCGAUACAACUGCAAUAUCCCUCAGGGCAAUCAUCUAUCACCUUCUCAGGAAUCCAGAAUACAAGAGCAAGCUACUUCAAGAAAUUGAUUCCAUGCGAGGAUAUGACAGGACCUCAAGCAUUGUGACACUCGAGGAGUCCAAGGAAAUGCCUUACCUUCAAGCCGUGAUGUAUGAAGCCCUCCGAUUGCAUCCUGCUGUGGGAAUGAGCCUUCCACGAGUUACACCAGCAGGCGGCAUUGUAAUCGAUGAGCACUUCAUCCCAGAAGGGACGAUAAUCGGUGCGAAUCCCUGGGCAGUGCAUCGGAAUAAAGCUGUUUACGGGGACGAUGCCGAUUCAUUCCGCCCGGACCGAUGGCUCGAAGAUAAAAGUGGUGAUAUGCGUAGGGCAUUGCUUCUGUGA
Messenger RNA from Aspergillus puulaauensis, 1269 nucleotides. RefSeq names its product cytochrome P450. NCBI's taxonomy places the organism in Eukaryota, Fungi, Ascomycota, Eurotiomycetes, Eurotiales, Aspergillaceae. The transcript has 4 exons. The coding region runs from base 1 to 1269 and encodes 422 amino acids. The record is from RefSeq and is a predicted model, not a curated record. Gene Ontology annotation, molecular function: iron ion binding; heme binding; monooxygenase activity.